CGCACGAUCGACGAAGCCGGUGUGAAUUACCUCAAGGGAGCAAAGGUGGGCUCGGUGACAGGCUAUCUGAUGGUGUCUGGCACAAUCCUGGGGAAGCCGCACAUGUCAGGGAGGCGUCCGGGCUCAAGCACUCCACGACCCAGGACCCGCUUUGAUUCGAUUUCGGAGAUGGCCGCGGGUUUCCGCGAGAUGCCCUACUGCUACGCAUCCAUGGACAGGAAACCUCUCAUGCCCUACGCUCCCGAUGCCUUCCGCUCCCGACUGGCUGUUGAUGAUGCUCCCGUGCCCUACAAGAAUGCCUCCACCAUUGACUUCAACGACGGGAUCCAUACUUGCCACAAGCGGAGGUUCCAGACGACCAACGCUACAGUAUACACCGGUGAGCCUUGCGACCCACGGAGCAACCAGGGCGUGAUCGCGGAACACACACGCUUUCGCAAGUUCAUGCAGGCCAAGUGA
Symbiodinium pilosum is the source of this 459-nucleotide messenger RNA. Lineage: Eukaryota; Dinophyceae; Suessiales; Symbiodiniaceae. The record is from the annotation of a GenBank genome assembly.